Neopsephotus bourkii (Bourke's parrot) is the source of this 2812-nucleotide messenger RNA. RefSeq names its product dual specificity protein phosphatase 22-A-like. NCBI's taxonomy places the organism in Eukaryota, Metazoa, Chordata, Aves, Psittaciformes, Psittacidae. Gene Ontology annotation, cellular component: cytosol. The record is from RefSeq and is a predicted model, not a curated record. Gene Ontology annotation, molecular function: protein tyrosine/serine/threonine phosphatase activity. Gene Ontology annotation, biological process: regulation of cell population proliferation; positive regulation of JNK cascade; transforming growth factor beta receptor signaling pathway. Bases 216 to 857 code for a protein of 213 amino acids. The transcript is spliced from 8 exons.
GGCUGUGAAAGCCUCAUCGAGCCCAGGAUAGAAACCUGAGCCUCACCAUGGCCCUGGAUCCUUAUUUCCUCCUCCCCUGCCUGGCACCAGCCACUCUUCUCCAACCCUUUCACCCUAGAGCACGGCGCAGGGACCUGCCGGAGCAGCCUAUGGCCUGUGAAUAGCCUUGGAUACUGAGGAGCCACCUGAAUCCUGAUCCUGGGGACAGGAAAACCAUGGGCAGUGGAAUGACCAAGGUUGUCAAAGGCCUUUAUCUUGGGAACAUCCGUGACUCUGAGGACUAUGAGAGCCUGCGGAGGAACGGGGUGACACACAUCCUCUCCAUCCACAACAGGGCCAAGCCAGUGCUGGAGGACAUGACCUAUCUCUGUAUCUCAGCCUCUGAUUCUUCCAGUCAAAACCUGCUGCAGCAUUUUAGGGAGUGCAUCCGGUUCAUCCAUGAAUGCCGGCUCGGCGGGGGAGCCUGCCUUGUUCAUUGCCUGGCCGGGGUAUCCCGCAGCACCACUGUCCUGGUGGCUUAUCUCAUGACGGUGACCGAGCUGGGCUGGGAGCGCUGCCUAGCCGCUACCAGGGCUGUGAGGUCCUAUGUGAGCCCCAACUUUGGCUUCCAGCAGCAGCUGCAGGAGUACGAGGUGACCUUGCUGCAGGAGUACCGUGCUUGGAUCCGCCAUGACUAUGGAAGGAACCCAUUUAAGGACCAGGAGGAGCUCCAGAGCUUGCUGGCUCAGCAGGAGCAGAGGCAGAAGGAGCAGCAGCUGGGGAGCAGGGAUUGCUCCUGGCUCCACUCUCCAGCUCCCACCUACCCGCUCCCCUACCAUGCAGGUGGCACCAGCAGAAGCAGAUGGAUGAACAGAUAAGCAUCCGGCUGCUCCCAGGCAGACGUUGGCCCCGGGGCUUGGAAAACCAGGUCUUCCCCUUGCCAAGUGCCUCCAGGGGUUCAUGUCUAGGGCAGAAAGCAGCCAGCACCAACCUCAGCUGUGGUUUGAGUUGGGGUUGGAGUGGGGGGGUCAGGGCUCACAGACCAUCCCCUUGGCUGCCUGGUCUGUGUGUACCCCAUGGCAAGGCAGUAAAUUAAUGGCAGUGUCUUGCUCUGACCUGUUCCCCCAUUCCAUUCCCAGUGGAUCACAGCCCCUUUCCCAUCACCCAGAGCAGCAGCAGCAAACCCCAUCUCUCUCCAGCAGCAUGGUACCCAGGGCUCCUUUGGCAGCGCACAAGGAUGCCAAUGCAGGCCUUGGAAAGCCAGGGUGGGAUGAGAUGGGGAGAUGUAAUAGAAUCAUAGUUAUAGAAUAGGUCACCUUGUACCCUGCUUUACAGAGGAGCUGGGAGCUGUUACAGCCCUCGAAGGGAUGAGUGCUGGGAUAUGGAAGCGUUGCUGAGCCCUGAUUGUCACCCAAGGGAUGGGGAUAAGGGGCUGGAGGCUCUUUGUGCUGCUGAUGUCCCUCCUGGUCCAGCCUGUCCUUUGCACAUGUCCAUCUGGCAUCUUUCUUAACCCACCUCCCCAGGGAAGGGGGAAACCCAGCAGUGCUGGAGGCCUCCAGUACCCACUGCCUCCAUCCCUGCAGCCAGAGCAGGUUUGGGCUUCCCCUGCUGCCCAGUCUGAAUGUCCCUGGUUGCAAAAGAAGCCGGUUGCUCCGUUGGACUCAGUUGACCCCCAGCCCAAUUCAACACUGUCCCUGACUAACUGCCUGUUUAACAUUGGAAGAUGGUCACUUUGUCCCUUUUUCAUCCCAAACCCAUCAUUUUCCAAAGCGUGGGCGUCCUUUGCCAAGGUCUUCAUAUCCACCCUACAAGGAGGGUCCUAAUCUAUAGAUGCAGCCCUUCUACAUUUAAACCUUUAACUCUUCUUUGCCUUUUACUAUAAAUACCUUGCUUGGCUUCCCAAAAAUAUCCAUUCUGAGGAAAAGAAAAGUAACAUUUAAAGUAUUUCCAGGAAUUCCCUUGAUUUCUGGGUACUUAGGUAUGAGAGUGCCAGGGGUGACUUGACCAGCUCCUAAUAAAGGGGAGAGUGAUUAAAUCCAUAAGGGUGGUUGGCUUUGAUUUGUGGUGCUCUUGGUGGGAGUGCAGAGAUGGACUGACAUGGCCAUGCUGCUAUGUCCUGUUUCCUAUUUGCCUGAUGAGAACCACUAGCAAAAUUAAAUGUUUUAAGGACUCAGUGUUUAGCCAUAACAUAGGAUUCCAGGAAAAAAAGGAUUAUGGAGGCUAUUCCCUGUCUUUUUAGGUUGAGAAAGGGUCCCUUUGGCUGCAGUUCUGCGUGGAAGAACACACUGGAUUGUGCCUGCAGCACACAUGGGAAAGCAAAGCAAUUAAUGAGAUCAAGGACCAUAAAUGGAUAAAUGCUGAUGGUGGAGUGGACUGAAGGGAAGUUGAGCAAACUAGGUCAAUAUUGGAUUUAAUGCCUCUGUUAUCAUUUUAGGAAGCAGAAAAAUGGAACUUGCACAUAGGAUUAAAAAAAAAAAAGAAAGAGGAAAAGAGAAAACAAGUUGGUUUCUGGUGUAAAUAGGAAGUCAUUGGAGAUCUGUGAUAAGCAGGGAUUAGGUUUGCAGUAGGUGUGAUAACCUCCAUGCAGCGCUGCUGUUCUGUCACCUCACCCUUCCCAUCCCACCGUUGGCCAUCCAGGGGCUCAAACAUUCCCAAAGGAAAUCCAGCCCCAAAGCAGUUGUUACCCCUGGGAAAAUGCCCUGAUUUUGGGAAUCACAAGGGAUGCUCCCCAUAAGCUGCAGCAUCACUCGUGCCCGCAUCACAGCAGCACCUAUUGCCCAAACAGCAUCUCCCAAACCCAAUUUCCCCUGAAUUUUGAGGGUGUCCCAGGAAA